This is a messenger RNA of Guyanagaster necrorhizus, 697 nucleotides long. RefSeq lists its product as uncharacterized. The coding region runs from base 238 to 591 and encodes 117 amino acids. The transcript has a single exon. Lineage: Eukaryota; Fungi; Basidiomycota; Agaricomycetes; Agaricales; Physalacriaceae. The record is from RefSeq and is a predicted model, not a curated record.
GAAGAAAGAGUGGAUUCAGAAUCUUCGUCGUAGCUGAAUGUAGGUAGCGAUAUAUUGGGGGUCAAUACAUUGAGGAAUGCCAUGUUGACUAUCAGAAGAGAUACAUGCAGUCCUGGCAAAAUGCAAGAUCAGAUUUUACAUGAACGAGAUCCAAAAACAAACUUACGUAGAGCUGAUACCUAGUAAUCGAGUCGGGAUUUCCCCAGCGCUGUAAUCCCUGUCAAACUCUACGAAGGCAUGAGGAAAACAUUCGCGCUAUCAGUGAGAGCGAAUGGAAGAAUUUGGGGUGACCAUUUAUCUUUCGGAUUCGGGUCAACUGUCUCCUCGAUAUCGGCUAACGAAUCAUCCACCGUGACACUGAGCUUUCCAAGUAUGUCUCUAUCCUGUCCAGUCUGCCGAACAGUAACUGUAAAGCGAUGGUCCUUUUGUACGAAAUAUGAGCAUGUCUGCAGCCCUGUCGAGUAUUCCGCGAGAAAGAGUCCCAGGAUCCAGAUAAUUGCUCUUUACUGGAUCGUGUUACUCGUCGUCUGUAGGCUGAGUCUCCAGUUGAGGCGCUGUCGUCGUGAAAGGAAGGAAAUGGGAGAAAGGUAGCUUCCAUAUUGGGCUGGGCUCGACGCUGUGCUUAACACUCUUUUCCUUCCACGACGACGAUGACUGCAAUACCUCUUUUUCUCACCGGCAGAGGCAAUGCCUGAGA